AUGCACAAAAUUCGCCACUCCAGUUUUAACUCCACGGACAACUCUUCCCAAUUCUUCAUUACUCUUUUUGUCCACUAUCAACACUGCAUUCGGCAAUCCCAUUGUCCAGCUCUUGGCUCUUUCAAACUCACUCAGUACAUCACCGUCUCCGGUGCUACCACAAAUGAGUUGCUUCCAAAGCUGCCAUCCAGUGGUUUCCUGCCUUCCGUAAGAACGUAA
Echinococcus granulosus is the source of this 219-nucleotide messenger RNA. RefSeq lists its product as hypothetical. The coding region runs from base 1 to 219 and encodes 72 amino acids. The record is from RefSeq and is a predicted model, not a curated record. The transcript is spliced from 2 exons. Lineage: Eukaryota; Metazoa; Platyhelminthes; Cestoda; Cyclophyllidea; Taeniidae.